Messenger RNA from Saccoglossus kowalevskii, 1104 nucleotides. Its product is annotated as tripartite motif-containing protein 3-like. NCBI's taxonomy places the organism in Eukaryota, Metazoa, Hemichordata, Enteropneusta, Harrimaniidae. Gene Ontology annotation, biological process: protein monoubiquitination. Gene Ontology annotation, molecular function: ubiquitin protein ligase activity; zinc ion binding. The record is from RefSeq and is a predicted model, not a curated record.
AUGGCAUCGUUUUUCCCAUCUGCGCCUCCACUGGAAGUCGACGAGGACGAUUUCAACGAACGAUUUUUGACCUGUACCAUUUGUCUUGAGCCAUACCAGGAAGCCCCCAAACUCCUUCCAUGUUUGCAUUCAUUUUGCAGUAAUUGCCUUCGAUCGCACAGUCGAGGUAAUUCGGUAUUCAAGUGUCCAGUAUGUCGGAGAGACGUCCCCGUUCCACAGCAAGGUGUAGACGGAUUCCCCAACAACAUAUAUGUCCGUGACCUGAAGGAAUUUCUCGCAGCACAGCCUCGCCGGUCAGCGGUAUUACCGGCGUCGAGCCUCAGUGCUGCCGUUCCGAUCGUCACGCAGAGGGAACGACGACAGAAUGCGUCCCAACCCAAAAUAAACAAACAAGUUAGUAGCAAUUUUCUUAAGCGUACUGCAAUUAAAUUGAGACUAAAUUUUCGAUCGAAGACAAAACGGUACUGUUCUUACCAUGCGGAGAAAGAGUUGAAACUCUACUGUGAAACUUGUCAACUGAUCGUUUGCAAAAAAUGUGUCAAAAUCGAACACUCCGAUGGCCAUUUUAUUAUGGACAUCCAUUCGGCUGCUGAAAGCAGACUACAAAAACUAGGACUGUUGUUGAAUGAAGCCAAAUCGCACAUCGAACCUCUGCAGAUCAGCGUUCAGACAGUUGGCGAAGAAGUACGCAAACUACGCGCUAGAAAAGAGGAACUAAAACAGGAUAUCAAUGAUACAUUUAACGACCUAGCGCAAGCCGUGGAAACUCAGAGAAACGUAUGCAUGGCGAAAUUAACAGAGGCUGUACAGGGUAAGGAACAUGCCCUCAACACGCAGUACAGCGAGCUUGACCUUGGGCACAGUACUGUGCGAAGUGGAUGCCAGUUUGCACACCAAACCAUUCAAGAUCUUAGAGAAUCUGACUAUGAAAUCGUUGCUGCAAGUAACCAGCUGGCUGCCAGGUUAGAAGAGCUAGUGGCAGUACGUGGUCGACAUACUGCCGAGCCAGUAGAUAAUGCUUGCCUUUCAUUUGUUUUGAAUGAAGAAGAUAUUGCAGAGCUUCGUCAGAUUGUGUCUCGCAUUGGAGAAGUCCAUCAAUUUUAA